Molecule: messenger RNA, 828 nt
Organism: Penaeus monodon (black tiger shrimp)
Lineage: Eukaryota; Metazoa; Arthropoda; Malacostraca; Decapoda; Penaeidae
Product: gastrula zinc finger protein XlCGF8.2DB-like
Exons: 2
Coding region: 1-828 (275 amino acids)
Biological process (GO): regulation of transcription by RNA polymerase II
Molecular function (GO): DNA-binding transcription factor activity; RNA polymerase II cis-regulatory region sequence-specific DNA binding
Source: RefSeq, a predicted model, not a curated record
AUGCCUUUUGCCCCACCGAUGGAUAAGGAAAUAUUUGGCACAGGGGUCACUAUCAAAGAAGAACUAAGCGACCAUGUCACCGAAGAGACGCUUUUGGACAUUAAAGAAGAACCAUUUGAUUAUGGAGAUGAAAACAAUGGGGACAAGUAUUCAUUAGAUGGGGAUCAGGCGAUGCACAAGGAAAGUCUUACGAAAAAUGCACAAUUAAAAGUGGAAGCCACCUUGAAACGGUUUGUAUGUGAGGUGUGCGGCAAAAUAUUCUCUCGCAAGAGUCACAUCAACACUCAUAUGAAAGUUCACACAAAGGAAAAGCCAUACAGCUGUGAUACUUGCAAAAAGGCUUUCUCACUUAAAAAUAAUCUAGUGAACCACAUGAGGGUACAUACAAAUAAGAAGCCAUACAGCUGUGAGAUUUGCAAGAAGACAUUUUCUGUGAAAAGUAAUGUAGUAAGGCACAUGGUAGUUCAUACAAAGGAGAAGCCACACAGCUGCGAGAUUUGCAACAAGGCCUUCUCAUAUAAAAGUAGUCUAGUGAUUCAUAUGCGAAUACAUACACAUAAGCAAUACAGCUGUGAGAUUUGCAAUAUGACUUUUUCAUGGAAAUGUUAUCUAGUAUAUCAUAUCAGAGUACAUACAAAUGAGAAGCCAUAUAUCUGCGAGAUUUGCAACAAAUCCUACACUCUUAGGAGUACUCUAGUAAGACACAUGAGAAAGCUGUUCUUCUGCCUCCUCAAUACGGCGAUUGUCCGUUUUGAUAUGAGUGUUUUAUAUUUUGUCCCAUAUACUAUUAUCUUAAUUACAAAGUGGAACUACUUGUAUUUCACAUAA